This is a messenger RNA of Effrenium voratum, 2718 nucleotides long. Lineage: Eukaryota; Dinophyceae; Suessiales; Symbiodiniaceae. The record is from the annotation of a GenBank genome assembly.
CUUGUCACUCGCGCAGCUUUUGCGCGGCUCGCCAUGGGAGCGUGCACUGGCAAGAGCUCCAAGCAUGGGCUCACCCACAGCCGAGAGGUGCGCCUUCGGGACUUGAGGGAUGAUUAUCGCUACUCGCCGCUGAACGCGCAGGAUUCCUCCUUCUUUGGCAGUUCUGUUGCCAGCAAGGAGAAGCUCGACAUCAUUCAAUUCGCCGCACCUAUCUUCGUGGCUGAGGAAGGAGAAACCUUCCAUGUGCACCUGAUGCGCCUGGGUGCUCUGCAAGGGAGAGUUAGCUGCAGCUUCCGAACCGAGCAAAGUUCCGGUAAGGCAGGCUCGCGCUAUGUCCACACCGAGGGCCAGGUGAUCUUUGAGGAUGGAUGCUUCGAGCAGCUGAUCGAAAUCCCAAUCUUGGAGUCGCCCACCUGGUCGGCGACUCUGGAAUUCAAGGUGGUACUCGAUGAGCCGAUGGGCUGCCAGCUCGGGAAGUACCUCAAGGUUUGCCGCGUCAAGGUCAUCGACCAGGACACCUUCCCCACCAGCAAGUACUCGGAGGAGAUCAAAGCUGACAGCAUCGAAGAUAUUAGCGAGGCUUCGCUUUUCAUAGAGUACAUGAAGCUGAUGACGAAGGUGCCGGGGAACAGCUGGAGACUCGCGGUGACGCUGCUUUUCGAUCAGCUGAAGAAUGCAUAUGUCUGGUUCACCCUGGUCUCCUCUGUCUACAUGGUCAACGUUGUCUUUGGCCACGGGACCAGCAAGACCAGCCAGGAGCUGCUGAUCCCCGACGAUCCCGCGAAGACGGCGCAGGUGAUCGGCCUAAUGUACGUCAGCUUCCCCCUGCUGCUUCAUUUGUGGAAGGUGGUGAAGAUCAAGAUGGACUUAAACGGCCGGUGCAAGCUGUUCUUGCAGAGCAGCAUGAUGAGGAAGUACAUGAACUACAGCGACACCUCACGCAGCGAAGUGACGCAGGCGGAGGUGGUUCGCUUCAUCACUCAAGACUCGGCCAAGCUGGCCAGAAGCAUCAGUGACGUGUCGAGUCUGUGGGAGACGCUGGGCAAGCUGGUGAUGUUGAACUACUUUGCCGUCUCCAACAAUCCCGACAUGACCUGGGCGGUGAUUACCAUGCCUGUGGCCAUGAUCUUCUGGUCCUUGAUGCGAGAGGGGGGCUGGGUGGUCGCAAAGCCGGACGGCACGGACGUCUUCGAGAAGCAGCUGGAGGAUUUCGUGGGGAUUGUGAGCGAGAACUAUCCGCUGAUUGCUUGCUACUUUCAGCGGCCUGCCAUGAACGAUCGGUUUGCAGCCCGAGCCGCCAAGCUGCAAGAGACGGAGAUCCCGGAGUCCUCGUACGACUUGACCUCUGAGUUCUUCUUCCAGUGGCUGGCCCCCCUCUUCGUGGGAUGCUACAUGGCCUUCUACUCCCCCUUGGUGCUCUCUGGAGAGUUGGCUCUUGGAACCUUCUUGGCCACCAUCUCCGUUUUCAAGGAGGUGAGCUCCAACUUUGUGGAUGGAUACGGAGGACUGAAGAAGGUCCGCAAAGCCUUCGACCCCUUGGUUCAGAUUUCCAUCUUUCUGAACCGCUCCACCGAUGUGGCGAUGCUCAAGAUGUCAGUUGACAACCGCGUGGCGGAGACAGAGCUGUGCCGGCGGAAGCUCAUGAAGAACCCGGGAGACAGCCGCUUCCCCACGGAUCAAAUUCCAAUCCGCUUGGAAAAACUCUCGCUGAUGCUACCUGGCACAGAAAAUUUCCUCUUCCGCGACCUGCAGCAGUCCGUGCAGCAAGGCCACUUAGUGGAGCUGAUUGGGAAUGCGGGCUCAGGCAAGACGAAGCUGAUCAAGCUCCUAGCCGGAGAAGUGGCGGCCAGUAGCGGCAAGGUGCUCACCCCUUCGCACUUGCGAUGCCUCUUAGUGACCCACCAGGUCUUCUUGAUGGAUACCACGCCCUUGCAGAACCUCUUCUUCGGGGACCCAAGCUCUGUGGUCGAGCAGUCGGAGCGGCACCGCAUGCUUUGGAUCCUGCAGAAGCUUUCGAUGGACCGCACGCGGCAGCUGGCGGAAGAGGAGAUCAGCAUGCUGCAGUCAUCAGGCGAGAUCGAGGAAGAGUCGCUCGAAGGCUUCUGCUGCGUCGGCCCGAGGCGCCGAGCGGAGAUGGAUCCCAUGGAGAUGUGGAUGCCCAAGGACGGCACGCAGAGAGCGGCUGACGUCUACAAGCGCUUCAAAGGUUGGAGAUCGUCUCUCUCGUUUCAGGAGAGAGCCAAGCUUCAUUUGGCCCGGGCUUUGAUCAUGAACCCGGAGAUCCUAAUCCUUGAGAAGCCAUUGAUGAACCUCGACGACAAAGAGUCGGAGACGGUCAUGGCGGUCCUCCGGGAGUUUGUCUCCAACCGCGGGGUGGCCUUAGACCUCGAGACCUUGGAGUAUCGCCGGCCACGGACCUGCUUCUACAGCGCCGAACGCCGCACCAUGAACACCAAGACUGACGUGGUCUGGGAGUUCAAGGAGGGCGGCCAGUUGGUCACCUCGGCUCCGGACGCUCAUCCGGACAGCCCCAUGGCCAAUAGCCAAUCCGAUGCGAAGAGCCCUAAGCGCAAGGGUCGCUAAGCGUCCGCCGCUUGGAUGGCGGGGCCUUGGGCGCUUCCGCUGGGGGGCCCUUGAGAUGGAAUCGCCAGCAUUGGCUUCAGUGAGCUUCAGGCAACUGCCGAGCUACACGUGCAGCUGUGGCUUUUGCUUGGUUUC